Molecule: messenger RNA, 759 nt
Organism: Rotaria socialis
Lineage: Eukaryota; Metazoa; Rotifera; Eurotatoria; Philodinida; Philodinidae
Source: the annotation of a GenBank genome assembly
AUGUCUAAACUUGAUCGAGAUAUUGCGUAUUCAUUUUUGAAUGCACCAUCCGAUAGUAUUUCGUAUCUACCAAUGGAAAUGGUCAACGAUCAAAAUCACAUAAUAAUGGCGCCAUCUCAAUCUGUGAUUCAAAAUGAUCCUAGAAUCGAUGAUAUUUUAUCUCAAUAUCAUCCAAAGGAUCAAUUUGGCGUUCCAACAAACACAAAUAUUAUUCCGAUGUAUUAUGAUGUUGUUAUUGAUACAGUUACGGAUUACGAUAUUUUCUAUCCAAUAGCUAAACAAACAACAAAAUACUAUAAUAAUUGGAUUCAUGAUCAACCAUCGAUAUCAAACAAUCAGUCAACUUAUCCACGUUGUCAUGUUGAAAGACUUGAUGAACUUGCUGUAUCAGUUGAUUUUUCUCGUGAUUAUGAUUUGACAUCGGCUUGGUCGAAUCAAUAUCAAUAUGAACGUGCAAAUCCAAUAAAAAAUGUUCGAUUCAAUGAUCAUCCGAAAUCGAUUCCCUAUUCAAGAAAUACUUAUAAUCCUAUGGAUCAAUAUUAUUUCUACCCAGAAAGAAUAUCACAAAUAGACAAUGAACAAGCAUCUGUACGUUAUCUGACUACGCCUUUCUUUUGGUUUCGUCCUGUUCUGAAUCACAAUUAUGCUAUUUGUAUACCAAGAACAAGACCAAGUCUACAUACGUUUAUAACAUCCUCCUUUGAUCGUCUGCCAAUACAAUACCAAACGAAUUCUACUCCAAAUCCUAUUCGCCUGUAA